AUGGCAUCAUGUCCUGUACUUCUCUGCAAGACCUUCUCGCAGCCUUACCAUGACGCCUUUGUCGAGCGUGGCUUUGAACCGCAUUUUCUCCAAGUUCUCGAUACAAGGUUUACCAAUGAACGAGAAUUACUUCAACUCAUUGCGGAUGGUCCACAACAAGCGGACAUAGGUGGCGUAAUCGUCACAAGUUCACGCGCAGCCGAGGCGUGGACAGCUGCAGUGCAACGGAUAAGGGAGACGGAGAAAGACAAGAGUGACAAGCAUACCGGAUCCGGUAAAGCUCUUGCCCAAUACAUCAUUGUAAACCACAAGCCGGCAUCAGACUCCGACCUGGAACAUCGCCAGCUCCUCUAUCUAACGGGGGACAAGAACCGAGAGACGAUUCCGGAGAUUCUAGGAGACAGUGGCUUCAGUCUUCGAAGACUUCAAGUCUACGAAACUGCUGCAGUGGACGAUCUUAUGAAAAGAUCCGUGGAGAAAAUGGAAGCACUAACUGCUUCUUCUCAAGAGACACCCUGGGUCGUCUUCUUCUCUCCAUCGACGGCUGAAGCAGUUCUCGACGCAAUACCAGAUUCAAGAUGUGCCUCUACAGAAUCAGAUUCGCUCUCCUUUCGAAACUCGUCCCUUCGACUAGCGAGCAUUGGAUCCACCACCCGAGAGUAUCUCAUGAGUCGAGGGCUGGCAGUCGACGCCUCCUCGGGAAAACCAUCUGCAGAUUCGCUUUCUCAGGCAAUCAGUGAAGCACGUUUAGUAACGUGA
Serendipita indica DSM 11827 is the source of this 759-nucleotide messenger RNA. The record is from the annotation of a GenBank genome assembly. NCBI's taxonomy places the organism in Eukaryota, Fungi, Basidiomycota, Agaricomycetes, Sebacinales, Serendipitaceae.